GAUCAAGUCUGGACACUCCUGCUAUUCAUCAACAGAUCUGGGAUUAAAGUAAGCAGGAAGGAGCUGAGGCAAAAUUAGUGCUGACCAAAACUGCAACCAAAGGCAUCCGCGGGAACGUUUUCUUUGACUGACCAUCGGGGCAAGUUGACCCGAAGCACGUGACAGCGCGGGGUUUGUUGCUGUCACAGAUUUGUAAAGUGUAGCGCCGCGAGACAGAGCCGUCUGGAGCGCACACACCGAAAAGAUGGAGCUGUCGGCGGAAGGAGAGCGGGUUUUCGCCGCGGAGGCCAUCCUGAAGAGUCGCGUUAGGAAAGGGCGAAUCGAGUACCUGGUUAAAUGGAAAGGUUGGGCACUAAAACACAGCACAUGGGAACCAGAGGAGAACAUCUUGGAUGAUCGACUCAUCACGGCCUUUGAGCAAAAGGAGCGGGAGCAGGAACUUUACGGCCCAAAGAAACGUGGACCUAAACCAAAAAACUUUGUACUAAAGGCACGGGCACAGGCGGGUGAUAGACCUCGGAGCUCAAAUACCCAACGCACUCCACCUCGCACCACUGCGAAGCCUCCUGCCUCUUCCUCUGCUGCAAGUGCAGCUCCUCCUCAGCCUUCAUCAUCCUCUUCCUACAACACUGCUCCAACCCCCAGAGUGCACUCUCUCGCCGCUGCUCAUAAACUGAAGAAAGACAUCCAUCGUUGUCAUAGGAUGUCUCGGCGACCUUUGCCACGACCCGACCCCCUAGGCGACCCCACAGGAUCAACAUCGUCAUCCCGUCCUCCCAUCUCUCCGUUCUCUGAAACUGUCCGCAUUCUCAACCGCAGGGUCAAACCACGGGAGGUUAAGCGAGGACGCAUAAUCGUGAAUCUGAAGGUCAUUGACAAAUCUGAAAACAGUGGAGUAGCAAGUAGAAAGACACCGCAGUCGUUCAUGGGGCGGGCGAAAAUCCCAUCCCGGAAUCGCAUCAUUGGGAAAAAGCAUGGGGACAUGCCUUACAGGCCUUUCCAGCAUCCUAUGAAGAUGUUAGGCUUCCCGAUGUAUGGCCAACCAUUUGGGCUUAACCCCUGUGGGUCAAUGUCCUCCAUGGCCAAUGACGGAUCCAACACCGUAGUCAAUCAGAGAGGUGGAGGUUGCUGUGAUAGCCAUUCCUCUGCAAAUGCGCAGAAGUUUCAAUAUCAGCCUCCACCUUCUCCAACCAGCUCCAGUGGGUCUAUCAACAUCACCCCUUCACUUCAGAAACAAGCGACUCAACCUGAAGCUCCAACUAAAUUGGACUCUGCAGCCUCAUCACGUUCCCGAGAUGCCUCCCAACCUCACCCAAAGUCCAGCUCUGCUCCAUUCCUCCCUUCCUCCCCCUCCUAUUCGUCCUCCCCGUCAUCCUCUCUUGAAGACGAAGACCAGGGCUCUCCGAAUCUCACCACUUCUCGGGGCGGAAAACGGAAACUCCGACAUCGAACCCAGGUGGGUCGAGCUUCGGUCUGUCAGUGAUCCUGUCUUUCCACAGCCUCCCCCCCCCAAGUAAUUGCACCUUGUCUUGUCACCUCCAGUCCUGUAGAGACCGCCAUUCCCAUAUCUCCAGACCUAAAGCUCAGAAUCUACCCAAGAAAUGUUGUUCUCAACAGCUUUCUUGGACUCGAGAUGUUCCACCAAGACAUUUUUAAUCUUUUGAUGUCCUGAAAAUCUCUGAUUUUCAUUGGGAUACUGAACACAUGAUGCUUUGGAAGUUCAGCCAGUGUGGGUGAAGAUCCGCACACGCACUUGAUAGAUAACACUUGAUGUGGCAAUAUGCCCAUUUAGGCAUCCAACCCAUGCAUUGAUCUCACCAACCUUCUCCCGUGCUAACGAAGAACCCAAGUCAUUGUGAAGCUCGCUGUAUCACACAGGCAUAGACGUGACUCUAUUUAUAUGCACCAAGCUGCAAAAUCCUGAGGACAGUUAAGUUAUUUCCUUCUGCUUGAACUCCGCUCCGAUCCAGUUGUCUGCUGAGACUCUAAACCGACUCAAGUGUGAAUGCUGAGGACUGCAUCUGUAGUAUGGUACUGUACAUUAAACCUUCCACAUACUCAACUGCCCACUUGGAGAAGUACCUUCUUAUACUUGCCUUCUGACUACAAUAGUUUGUGUUUCAUGUUAUAGUUACUGUAUUUUUGGGGCUGAUUACCAGAGGUAGUUUCUCUCAGAACUUGAUUGGAGGAGUUCAAAUACCAUUUAGAGACUUUCACACUAAGUGGGUAUCAAAAAUACCAAAUAUAACACAUUGCCUUGGUUGAUGAAACCCUCUUUCGCACUCUCUAAUGACACAGUCCGGGACCACGUGUGUUAUGUUGGUGACUGCAUGUUUUUGGCCCUUGAGCUCAUCCUGUGUUGUCUGCAGGUCCAACUGGGCGCUAGCAUUGACAAUAUAGACCUGGGAUAAAGUUAGCUUGUUUAGUUAGUAGAUGCUAGGGAUGUGGCAGUACUUAUAUUUUGGAAUUGGUCCAAUACUGGGUACUCAUAAAAGUGCUCCUAUCUAUCUAUCUAUCUAUCUAUCUAUCUAUCUAUCUAUCUAUCUAUCUAUCUAUCUAUCUAUCUAUCUAUCUAUCUAUCUAUCUAUCUAUCUAUAUCUAUCUAUCUAUCUAUCUAUCAGGAGAUAUUGGUAUUCACAUUAUUUAAACAAAAGUGGUUUCUUUGCAUCCCUAGUAGAUACACCACUUGCUGUCAGUUGUAGUUAAACAUUAAAAGAAUAGUUCAUCCAAAAAUGUACAUUCUGUUUUAGAAUUUUCAUUCAUUUACUCACCAUCAUGUUGUUCCAAACCUGUACGAUUUGUGGUAUGUUUGCCAGAAUGUUCCAUACUAUGAAUGUGGAUGGGGACUGGAGGCUGUAAAUCUCUAAAAAAGAAAAAUGACUUGUGCACUGUAUUCCAAGAGGUAUAAAGCCAUUCUAUUGCUUCCUGUGAGGAAUGGGCUGAAAAAAGUUGGCUUGAAAGCCUUGGCCACCAUUCACUUUCAUUGUAGGGAAAAAGAACAGCUUGGACAUUCUGACAAAUAACUCCUUUUAUGUUUUACUGAAGAAAUGAUUCAGAAUGCAUGAAGGUGGGUACAUGACGACAGUUUUCCAUGAACACCAUUUAAUAUUUAACAUUUUACUGAAAGCUAAAUGUUUUAGUUGCUGCAUGGUGUAAUUUUAUUAUUUUAGAAUUUAUUAAAAAGAAGUUGUGGGACGCUUUCCGCUUAGGCUUUUUUGGGCAGUCCAGCAAGCAAUAUUAUAACCUGCCACAUCAGGCCUGAAGAAACAGGCUAACACACAGUUUAUGGCAGCUAACCUGGUUGUACUGAAGGAUGAUAAAAUGUCAGACUCCACCGGAGGACAAACCUCAUUAUAAGAUUUAAUUAUAGAACGCAAUUAAGUUCCACUUGUAGUCAUACAGUUGUCCUCUAAUGGAGCAUUAUUACUCUAUCACUGUGCCUUUAGGGAGAAAUUAAAACCUUACAACAUUUUUUAUGAUUUUUUUUUUUAACUUUUCCCCAAAUUAUUUACAAAUAUUAACAAUUUAACAAUUUUCAAAUAUUUUCAUAUUUUUAGCAUGUGUAUGUGUGUAUAUUAUAACUUUUUCUUUUAAUAACUUUUUAGUGUACAGACUUUCAAACAUUAAUGUGAACCUAUCUACUCUAACGCUUAUUUUCUUUUUGAAAAGUUCUUUAAAAGCUUUUUUGUCUAUCAUAGUCACGUUUAUCCCAGGUCUGAAAUAAUUCAUUUUCUGAACAUAUCCCUGGUGCUGCCCCACGUAGGGCGCCACGUGUGGUACAUCUGUACAGUAACUAAUACUGAAACAUGUGUUGCCUUUAGCUGCUCUGUUGGAUCCCAUGUUGUUGUUACCUUUGCCUACAGUACAAAUUGUUCCACAUACAAACAGUCAAGUCCUUGUUUACCUUUAUGUCCUUAAUGUUAGAAAAAAUAGAUGUCACUAUGGUUUGAAACAAUGCAAGAUGGUUUCUCCUAAAGAGGUAGCUUAGCACUAUGAAAAUAUGUGGCCUACAUUUCAUGCAAUAGGGCUUGUAUUUUAAAGGAUGUAGCCACCAGGGACCGUCACUGCACAGACAACAAGAGAUUGUUUAUAAGGUAAGGAUGAAGGUAUACUGGAGGUUACUUCCUCAAAUUUCAGUGUCUGAUGUGUUUUUUGUUCAUUUCAAGAUGAUUUAUUAAUUUUACCGUGCCGUAGAAAUGAAUGAAACGUGUUGCCUUUAUUUUAUAGCCAUUGUUGUUCACUUUUAUUAGUCUACUUUCAGUUGGGAAGAAUGUAGAACCCAAAAAACAGAACUAAGUGUGAUUUAUAGGAGUCAUUUAUUUGGUAAUGUGUAAGGUUAAUGCCAUUGAUGAAGCUGAUUAUGAUAAUGAACUUGAUGCUAUGACAUUGUAAUGUAGUGGGUGCAUGAUUUGAGAACCCUAAUUGUACAGGUCAUUUAAAUGUCAUAAUGUGUUUGUUGCUUUGUGUGUUUCCUGAAAGAGGCUUUUAAUAAAAUCACUUUAAAGACA
Messenger RNA from Cyprinus carpio (common carp), 4508 nucleotides. RefSeq names its product chromobox 6a (gene cbx6a). The record is from RefSeq and is a predicted model, not a curated record. Lineage: Eukaryota; Metazoa; Chordata; Actinopteri; Cypriniformes; Cyprinidae.